AUGCCAACCCCCACCCCCAUCUACCACUUCUUCUUCCUGCUUUUCCUACUCCUCUUCAUCGUCGCCCCCGCUACCCCCACCCCAGCACGCCCAAAACACCUAGGCAAGAAAUGGUGCAAGAUUCCCGAGGAGUUCUGCACCACGCACGAGGAUGACGGCGAGAGAGCAUGCUACAUGCCACUCGGCAUGCGCUGCGAGAGGUCUGGUGAGAUUGUGGAUGUGACGGAGACUGUUUUUGAGACUGUUACUGUUACGAUGCCGUAUGAUGCGGCGGUGGAGACGCAGGUGGGAUAUUGGGGGUAUGAUAUCGAUGAGCAUGGUAACCCUAUGAAGGCUCCUGAGGAUACACCAAGAAAUAAAACCAAAAGAGCACUAGCCACAAACCCAGACACCGAAUCCCCAAAGCCAAAGCCCCAUCCCGACGCCCAACACCAGUCACCAGAUAGCCUCCUCCCCCGUGCAGCAGCAGCAGAAACCAUUACCUCCAGAUUUGACUUCACGACCCGAGCACCGGCCGCGUUGUUUCGUGAGUUCAUGGGCGAUUUUGCUGCCCAGGCUAGUGCUACGGCGAGGCCUACAGUGCAGUUUGAGAGACUGCCGGAGCUGGUCAUUGAGGAUGUACAGGGGGGGGAUGGGGGGGGUGGAGUUCAUGGGGGGUUUAAAAGGUAUAUCAUGGGGGAGGAGGAGCCAUAUGGAGAUUAUGAGCAUGAUGAUGGUUAUGACAGUGGUGAUGACGGUGAUAGUGAUGAUGACGAAACCCCCAAAACCCCCACCCCCACCCACCUCCCGCCCAAAACCAUCUGGGCCAACAAACCCAUCCUCGAAGUCAGCUGUGUCGUGCGCGCGCGCCUACUCUGGGACGACUUCAAGAUCACCUGGGGCCCCGCAUGGAAGGACGACACCGGGUGCAGGCGCCUCUUCACCGCCAUGGACAAGCGCGGCCUCGUCACGGGCUACAAGUGCGGCCAGUUUGCGGACCCCGCGACGAACUCGUUCCAUAUGGAGGCGAGGGGACAUCGACCGAGGUUUCCGAAGAGUCUGGUGGCGGAUGCGAUUAGAGAGGGGUUUGGGAAUGAGAAUACGCUUUAUUAUCGCGGGUAUGAGAACGCGUUGCUGUGUGAGAGGAAUAAGGAUGGAUGGUUUUCGAAGACGUGA
Morchella importuna is the source of this 1155-nucleotide messenger RNA. RefSeq lists its product as uncharacterized. Lineage: Eukaryota; Fungi; Ascomycota; Pezizomycetes; Pezizales; Morchellaceae. Bases 1 to 1155 code for a protein of 384 amino acids. The record is from RefSeq and is a predicted model, not a curated record. The transcript is spliced from 6 exons.